UCAUCUGCGCCCCAUAAUAUCCCACAGCACAUCUCCACCUUGUAUUGAGAACAUCUAAAGAUAAUGUCUCAUCGUGGAGAUGUGCUGGGGCCUUGUGGGGUGCCCAGUUGUGGGGCGCAGAUGUAAAUUCGGUUGGAUCAAGGGUACCAAUUACGGUAAGAGCAAAAUGUCAGGGACUUAGGGUUAGUUGGGUCGAGGUUUCAUCGUAGGAUCUGUUUAGGGUUCGAAAGUCCAAAACUUCGAAGGCUUCUUCUCCACCAUUCUCAGUGAUAGUGAGAAACUCUACCAUUCUCAGUCACAGUGAGAAACUCCGUCAUUCUCCGCCGUUCGCAGUUCAGUGACAAUGAGAAACUCCGUCAUUCUCCGCCGUUCUUAGUUCAGUGAUAGUGAGAAACUCUGCCAUUCUCUGCCGUUCUCCGUCAUUCGCAGUUCACUGACAGUGAGGAACUCCCGGAAGGUUCGUAUUCUGCGGUUUUGGGGAUUUUGAUUUCUAAACAACAGAAGUUCUCCGCCGCUUCUCACUUCUCAGUGAGGUUUCUCCGCCAUUCUCUGUUUGAAAUUCUGCAAACAAUCCGUUCACAGCGAGGUUUUUCCUCAGGCAUCACUCCAUCAUUUCACCUGCUAAUUGACGAUUCAUCCAUCACUUGGUAACUGACUUCUCAGUUCUGACUUUUUUUGGGAGAUAUAUUACAUCACUAUUGCAGCAGAAGUGCGCCUAAUCGAAAACUUUGCUUGGUUUGCACAUUAGAGACCCGAUCUAUUGUAAUUAAGAUACUUGUAUAGAAGGGAUGAUGUCUUAUGAUAGCAAAGCAAAUUUGAAGCACAACAAGUCAACUGGUCUGCCACGGAAGCGCUUCUACCGAGCACGAGCACACAGCAAUCCACUAAGUGACUCCCACUUCCCUGUACCGAUUACGCCUUAUAAUGUUGAUUACUCUGAACAUUAUCCAGAAUUUUUCCCAUCGGGUCAGAUCAAUAAUUACAAUGGUGAUACAACCAGUAGUCUUGAGGUGAAAAAGAUCCAGUUUGCUGACAUUGGUUGUGGCUUUGGUGGUUUACUUGUCAGUCUUGCAACACUCUUCCCUGAAACAUUAAUGAUCGGUAUGGAGCUUAGGGACAAAGUGACUGAAUAUGUCAAAGAACGGAUUGUGGCCUUGAGGGCAGCUAACCCAGGAAAGUACCAGAACAUCUCAGUGGUCCGGACUAAUUCAAUGAAAUAUAUACCCAACUUCUUUGAGAAAGGACAACUUUCAAAAAUGUUUUUUCUAUUCCCUGAUCCUCACUUCAAGGAGAAAAACCAUCGUCGGCGGGUGAUCAGCCCACACUUGCUUGAUGAGUAUGCUUACGUGCUCCAAGUGGGUGGAAUCAUAUAUACAAUUACUGAUGUGGAAGAGCUUGGAGAAUGGAUGAAGGCUUGUUUGGAAGGUCACCCUCUCUUUGAAGCAAUCACAGAAGAAGAGCUCCAAACUGACCCUGUUGUGAAGCUUCUAAGUAGUGCUACCGAGGAAGGGCAGAAGGUUGCUAGGAAUGGUGGGCAGACAUUUCAGGCAGUCUACAAGCGUAUUGCACCAUCUGAAACAGAAAAUGGGGUCAAGAAUCUUGGUGAGCGUUCAGUGCUCAAUUAAAAUUGGGAGGUAAACAUACAAAACGAUUUCUCAGGAUAUGGACUGAAUGUUAAUUUGCAUUUAUGUAUUCCUUGAAAAUACAUCGUUAAACAAGUUUAGUCAUCAAAGAAUAUAUUUCCGUACCUUUCCUUUCAA
Nelumbo nucifera (sacred lotus) is the source of this 1760-nucleotide messenger RNA. Its product is annotated as tRNA (guanine-N-7) methyltransferase. The record is from RefSeq and is a predicted model, not a curated record. Gene Ontology annotation, cellular component: tRNA methyltransferase complex. Gene Ontology annotation, biological process: tRNA methylation; RNA (guanine-N7)-methylation. Lineage: Eukaryota; Viridiplantae; Streptophyta; Magnoliopsida; Proteales; Nelumbonaceae. Gene Ontology annotation, molecular function: tRNA (guanine(46)-N7)-methyltransferase activity.